This is a messenger RNA of Thamnophis elegans (Western terrestrial garter snake), 1890 nucleotides long. It is a transcript of the gene DNASE2, whose product is annotated as deoxyribonuclease 2, lysosomal. The transcript is spliced from 7 exons. The record is from RefSeq and is a predicted model, not a curated record. Gene Ontology annotation, biological process: apoptotic DNA fragmentation. Lineage: Eukaryota; Metazoa; Chordata; Lepidosauria; Squamata; Natricidae. Bases 238 to 1314 code for a protein of 358 amino acids. Gene Ontology annotation, molecular function: deoxyribonuclease II activity.
CCUCCGUGGGGAAGUGAAGCCCUGGGCGGUUUUGCUGGCUCAGCUUUUGCCAAGCUCGCUCGCCCGCUUCUCCUUCCCUUUUCCACCUGGAGCGAGGCGGAGAAGCGCGGCGCGUCCGGUCGGCUGUUUUGAGUCCAGUCCCCGUUGUCCCGCUCGGGUGGCGGCCCCACCUGAGUACGUGCGUCCUCCGGAGCGUCCGAAAACGCUUCUUGCGGCCAGGAAUUCUGCAGAAUCCUGAUGCUGCUCGUUCUGGCGCUGUCUUUGGCUCUCACAUACAAUGUUGUGCAUGGGAGCAUUUCCUGCUAUGACGACUCUGGGAAGGCCGUGGACUGGUUUAUUGUUUACAAGCUGCCAAAGGCCCAUCACAGCUCCCCAGUGGAAGGCAUGCGGUACAUGUAUCAAGACGGACGUACCCGGGGCUGGGUGCAAGGCAGGAGCUGGAUGAACAGUACUGAAGGAGCUGUAGGCAGAACACUGAAUCAGCUGUACCUGGAGGCAGCAAACAGGCAGAGGGAGGAAGAGAUGGCCUAUGUCCUGUACAACGAUGAGCCUCCAAAGGAGAAUUUCUCUGGUUCUAAGGGUCAUACAAAAGGGGUCAUCCUCCUGGACAGAACUCAAGGAUUCUGGCUUGUUCACAGCACACCUCGGUUUCCUCCCAGACUGGAAGAGAAGGCGUACGCAUGGCCCCACACUGCCUUGACUUACGGACAGAGCUUUCUGUGUGUCACCUACCCCUACAGCCAGUUCAAAGCCAUAGGGAAUCAGCUGCUCUUCACGGAGCCCCAUGUCUACGAUUACCAGGUCCAAGGGGCCUUUGCCCGGGAUCUGCCUGCCUUGUUGAAUGCUUCCGAGGGAAAACAUGUUCAGGAGGAGCCAUGGACCUCCCAGAUGACUCUGACAUCAAAAGGGGGCAAGGAAUUUGUCAGCUUUGCAAAAUUCCGUUCCUUUGAUGACGAUCUGUACUCCGGCUGGUUGGCCCAGGCUCUUGCUACCGACCUCUACGUUGAGUUCUGGCUGAAGUCUCAAGGGAUUUUGGCAUCCAACUGCUCUGGGCAGUACAAAAUCUACAAUGUGGAGAAACUGGCGUUCCAGCACCCAGCUACCACCUUCUUUUCCACAUCGGACCAUUCCAAGUGGUGUGUUGGAACAGAGAGUGACUCCGGGUGGGCCUGUGUUGGAGACAUGAACCGUAAUCUUGCAGAGGAACACCGCGGGGGUGGUACCGUCUGUUGCCGUGAUGUCACAAUUUGGAAAAGCUUUCACUCCUUGGUACAGAACUAUACCAACUGUGAUACAACAGGAUAUGGACUCUAAUGGGCCAAGAUUGUCUGUUAUGAAGGGAGCAGAAUUCGGUUAAUUGGGAAGGAGGACUAGGGAUGACUCAAAGGAAUAAUGGUUCCCCCCACCUGUCUUCUUCACAGCAUAUUAACUCCCUACAUAGCUCAUGCAGUGAGUUGUGCUGUUGCUUUGAUCUCCUUAUUUUUCAGAAAACGGUUCCUUUGUGUUCUGGACUGCUAUUUUUUCCCCUGUUACAUGGCAACAUUUCCAAGGGGUUACCUGAGCUAUAUGGGAAAAUACAGAAGGAAAUUCUUUUCCUGAAAUAGAAAAUGUAUAUGGCGUUUAUUUUGUAUAAUUUCCCAAAAUCUGAGUAUUCCAAGGAAAAUAUUUUUAUGUUGCAAAUUCUACGUGUAUGAGAGAAAUAGGCUGAUCUGAGAGGCUGAACCUCUCUGCCCGCUUCUAACGGGAACGCCUUUAACAAGGCCGCUGUAGCCUGUUUAAAUAUAGCAUCUCUCAAACCACAGCAGCCCCAAACUUAUUAACUUCCACACGUGUAUCAUAAUUCUGUAUAUUUACAGAAUACGUGGUCUACUAAAGUAACUCAGUUUGAAA